UUAUUGAAUAAAUCUAAAUGAAUGAUGCAAGAGUAGUCGUUAACGACAUUGGAAGCACAAUUCAAGAAUUAAUGGAUAUCGAAGAAGUAGUCACAGAGAAAAUAACGAAGGCCAUAACCCGGCUGGAGGAGAUUCGGUCAAAAUUUAAUCAAGAUCAGCAAGAUAUUAAAGUUGAUGUGAAUAUCAAGAAGAUACUCUUGAAAACUAGCUCUGCGAAUAAGCCUUCCUUCCAGUUGGAAGAAGCUAAGGAACCCCAAGCGAAGGAAAUCAUCGAAAUAACUUCUGAUUCUUCUGAAGAGCUUACACUAGUGAAGCAAGAAGCUGCUAAAAAAUUAGUUAAGCAUGAGGACCAGAGCUGAUCUCUGAAUCCUGAGUCUCUUCAUGGCCAGCCUGAGACUGCCAGUCAGCAACAAGAUGACAUUGACUUAUGAGUCGAGUUGUCUGAUAAGCCAGCCCGAUCUCUUAGAGAUAGCUGUAAUGAGUCUUGCGCAAGCGAGGAAAAGUCCCAACCGAUAGAUGAUAUUAAUAUAUCACCUCACAAGGUUCUGUCAAAUCCAAUGAAAAUUUCAGAGGUUAAUGAGAUUGGUAGUCACACAUUUUUCAAUAACUUCAAUGCUUUCAGAUCAGAAUCUCCUUCAGAUAAGACAAAGAACACAUCUUUGAUGGAAGAAACCAAAGCUAAUGAGUACUCAGGCCCAGCUACGACUCCUAACCUCUCGAAGAAAGGAGGAAAGUCAUCUAAAGAGAAAGUUAAGUCAUCCAGGACUAGCUUUCCCUGAAAUGAAGUUUUAGACAAACAGGCUGAUAAAGGCAAAAAGACUACUCCCAAUGUAGCAUCUCCAGCAGCCCCUAAAUUGGUUGGACUUGGGGCAAUAGAGGAGCCUCAAGUUCAAAAGCAUUUCUCUAGCAUAACUCAAGAAGUAGCCAAAGAUGAGGAAAUUAGAAUUGACCCAAACUUACUUCAUGCCUUAAUCGGGGAUACCGAACCUUCUCUUCAAAAGAAAAAAUAUUACAAAAAGAAGAGGCCAUCGAAUAAGAGAAACAAUCCUCCUUCUUCUGAAAAGCCAAAUGAGUCUGCAAAUAGCCCAACUGAUACAUCUAAGGAGGAGCAAAAAUCUCAGAGCAAGGGCAAAAAUUCAAAGAGUACUGAAGCGACUAGGAAUGUGUACCUUAGGAGGAACGAGAAAUUCACCAGGAAUCAAAUGAGAUUUUAUGACCAACAGGAGCUCCAUAAGGCAGUCACUAGUACUCAGAAGGUUAAGAAAAAGGCCAGAACCAAAAACCAUAUCUGAUUUAGUAAUUUAGACAAAUAGCGAGCUAGAAACCCUUCAUCGGUUCAGCUGGGUUUUUAGGUAUGAAAUCUCACAGAAUUAUGAUCCAGAAUUGACAGAUUAUUUGGUGGUUCGUGAUAACGCACUGAAGGAGAAUUUUGUCGGAAAGAAUUUCUAUAAAGCUCUUUGAGAUCAUGUGCCUAUUAUAAAGUUUGGAUGGAUCGCCGAAAGUGUCAAGAACCUGAGAAGAGCAGCUUAUGGAAAGUACAAAGUAUUUCAAACAAGGGAAAGAGCCCAAGCAAUGCUAAAUCACAUGAUAUUCACUAAUUCUUCUUUGCCGAAUCCAUUCACUGUGAAUAAACUAAAUGAAUAAUUUUAGGCUAUCU
Moneuplotes crassus is the source of this 1657-nucleotide messenger RNA. The record is from the annotation of a GenBank genome assembly. Lineage: Eukaryota; Ciliophora; Spirotrichea; Euplotida; Euplotidae.